CUGUCCCUGUUGAAGUCCUCAGAGCUCCAGCCGGAACUGAGGCACUAGCAGGUGUGUACAGCUGCUCAUGCUUCUGUGCUGCCUGAUUCAUGUCAUACGCAGAAACAAGAGGCUUCCUGAAAUCACUAGUACCAUCCCUGCCUGUCACCUUCCCAAGAGCUGAGACUUCAGAGACUCCAGAGACUUCUUUCAGUACUCACAGAAACCUCUUAGCCUUGGUGAUGGCACAUGGGGACUGUUUACUUGCUCUUAGUCUGAAUGAUUGCCAAGAAGGAAGGCAAAGGUAGAGCGGUCGGAUCUCUGGCUCCCCCCAUACUUCUAAUCUCAGACCUUAUUAAACUCCUUUUUGAGCCAAGGACAAAGCUCACUUGAACAAAUGACUUUGAGUCAUGAAUGAAAACUCUUGCUCUUUCCACAGUGAGAAAGAAUUAAGAGAUGGACAGGUUGAAAGUGUGUGUGCUGCGUAUCCUUCACCAUAUGACAAGGACACCGGUGUUCUUCGGGCUCUCAGAGGAAUUCCUAUCUCAGAGUUGAAGAACCAUGGCAUCCUCCGGGCCCUGACAGCAGAAGCCAACGGAUGGCAGCCAGGUGUUGUGAAUGCAGAGGUGCUCAGAGCCCAAGAAGAAUGGGAAGCUGUGGACAACAUCCAGACAGAGCCAGGGAGCCAGGCCAGUGUAGACCAGCCUGGGCAGCUGAUCUCCUUCAGUGAGGCUCUGCAGCAUUUCCAGACUGUGGACCUCUCUUCCUUUAAGAAAAGAAUCCAGCCAACUAUUCGAAGGACGGGGCUCGCUGCCAUCCGGCACUGCCUCUUUGGGCCUCCAAAACUCCACCAGGGCCUCCGAGAAGAAAGGGACUUAGUCCUGACCAUUGCUCAGUGUGGCCUGGAUAGUCAGGACCCAAUGCAUGGCCGAGUCCUCCAAACCAUCUACAAGAAGCUGACUGGCUCCAAGUUUGACUGCGCCCUCCACGGAGACCACUGGGAAGAUCUGGGCUUUCAGGGAGCGAAUCCAGCCACAGACCUGAGAGGAGCAGGCUUCCUUGCCCUCCUACACCUGCUGUACCUGGUGAUGGACUCCAACACCUUGCUGAUGGCCCAGGAGAUUUUCCGCCUAUCUCGUCACCAUAUCCAGCAAUUCCCCUUCUGUCUGAUGUCCGUGAACAUCACCCGUAUCACAAUCCAGGCCUUAAGGGAGGACAGCCUCUCCAGGGAGUGUAACCGGCAGCAGAAGGUGGUCCCCGUGGUGAACAGCUUCUAUGCCGCCACCUUCCUCCGCCUCGCACAUGUCUGGAGGACGCAGCAGAAGACCAUCGCUGACUCUGGCCUUGUCCUCAAAGACUUGGAGGUGUUGGCCAAGAAGAGCCCCAGGCGGCUGCUCAAGACCCUGGAAGUCUACCUGGCUGGAGUGUCAAAGGGACAGGCCUCGUUGUUGGGAGCACCGAAAUGCUAUGGGCCACAAGCCCCUCACUCCAAGGAUCUCACCUUCACAGGCGUGUGUGACCUGCCACCACAUUCAUCCGAAGGCACGUGGCUGAUCUGACCAGCCCAAGGCUGAUAGAGACACUUAAAGGCUGGGCCAGAGGGGCUUGGGAGGGUGCGUGGUGCAUUGUGCCAGGCGUACCCUGGCUGGGCCUGGUUGGGGAGCCCAAGGACCCUCACCCAGUGAGACUUUCAGGUUAGUUAGACCCAUCCCACUCUCCACAGACCCGCCUCCAGAGCAAGAAUUUGCCGUAAUUGGAGCUGAGUUAGUUGAGAAUUGGUUUCCAGGUGAACAAGUGGAUGGAUCAUGAGGUGGGAAGGCCCUGCGUGGAUGUUCCCCGUAUCCCGCUGAGAGAUAUUCCCACACAGAGGGGCCAGAAUUCUGAGUCGCUGGGCAGCAGGGCUCUCAGGCUGUGGGUGUCCACAGGACAGGGACCUGCAGCUAGAAUUUGAAGGGAGAAGGUAGCCAUCAGAGCAGCCAAUGCGGCAGCAUGAAUCAGGGCAAGAGGCCUUCUCUCCAUCCUCUCCCAAGCUGGUAGCCAGACCCCUGGGGGUUUCUGGUCUGGACUUAUCCCACCCUCCCCUCUCCCUAUCCCUUAGUUUAUGUCACAGAACCAGCUUUCUGGUGGGUGUCUCCAUUGCUGCCCACCCUGCCCAUCCCAGCUGUCUGCCAGCUGGGCACCCCCCUGCUGCACGCCCCCUACCCUGUGGAGGUAUGCACUUCCCAUCAGGGGUGGUUUUCUGGCCUGGUUGAAGGAAGGAGGAGAUUCACACACCAGCAGUUUUUGAAUAAAAGAAUUGUUCUAGGUCA
This is a messenger RNA of Lontra canadensis (Northern American river otter), 2288 nucleotides long. It is a transcript of the gene ELMOD3, whose product is annotated as ELMO domain containing 3. Bases 390 to 1538 code for a protein of 382 amino acids. Lineage: Eukaryota; Metazoa; Chordata; Mammalia; Carnivora; Mustelidae. The record is from RefSeq and is a predicted model, not a curated record. The transcript is spliced from 12 exons.